Messenger RNA from Phoenix dactylifera (date palm), 1639 nucleotides. Its product is annotated as protein BCCIP homolog. Gene Ontology annotation, cellular component: nucleus. The record is from RefSeq and is a predicted model, not a curated record. NCBI's taxonomy places the organism in Eukaryota, Viridiplantae, Streptophyta, Magnoliopsida, Arecales, Arecaceae.
GAUCACCUUUAAACCCCAAACCCCUCCUUGCCCAAAAAAGGGGAAACCCAAAACCCUCGGCAACCUUCUUCACCCUCGGCGAACAUGGGCCAGCGACGGCGGCCGGCGAACCGGCGCCGCCUCCCGAGGGCCCCUCCCAUCCUCCUCGCCUUCUCCCCCUUCGCCCGCUUCCUCCUCUUCUCUCGCUCCUCCUCCGUCCCCAAUGCCAUGUUUCCCGAUCCCUCGCGUGCCUCCAAAUCCCCAGUGGAUGUAAUCGUCAAUCCUAAGGCACCAAAAGCAAUCGAACGAAUCGAAUCCUCCGAAGAUGAAGAGGAGGAACAAGAAGUCGAGAUGGUGCAAGCUGAUUUCGAGUUCUUCGAUCCCAAGCCCAGAGAUUUCAACGGGGUGAAGCUUCUUCUCCAGAACUACUUGGAUAACAAGCCGUGGGAUCUCAGCGGCUUCGUGGACCUGAUCCUGGAGCAGACCACUGUUGGGACCAUCGUGAAAGCGGCCGGCCAGGAUGAAGAGGAGGAAAGAGCCGAUGAUGGAGGGGAUGAUGACGAGGGUCUGUUUGCCAUCAUCAGCGCCCUUAAUCUGGGGAGAUAUGCUGGCCAUAGAUGCAUCAAGGAGCUCAAGCAGUUCCUUGUUGAAGUUUGUAGUGAUGAGAGUACAAAGACAAAGAUGAAAUUGCUGUUGGAACAGCAAGCAAGUGAUGUUGGUCUGUUGGUUUCGCAGCGGUUUGUUAACUGCCCCUACCAGCUGGUGCCUCCACUCUAUGACGCGCUCUUUGAUGAGGUUUCAUGGGCAACAGAGGAUGAGCCCACACAGGAGCUUCGAGAUUCCUUCCGCCUCAAAUACUAUAUAUCGCUUACCAGAAUCUUGGAGAACAAAAAUGUCAACCAGCGCAAGGCAAAACAAAGCCAGGAUUGCGAGGAACCUGUCAUUUAUAUAAAGGAAGAAGAUGAGAUUUUUCAUGAGCUCAGCUUGUUAUCUUUUACUUUUCAUCUGCAUGCGGAGCAGUUGAUUUCACAUGAGUUAAAGAACUACAGGGAGAUGGGACUGCUCAUGGUCGUAAAAGCUGAUGACAUUUCCAGGUUCCGCGAGAAGUUAGAAUCAUUACCAGCCGAAUCAUAAUUCUAAAGGUGGUUUGGUAUAUUGACUGCAAUUGUGACCCCACAAUUAUCACAUCCUCCAAUUGCUGCUAUUUUCCUUGUAGAUGGGCAAACCCACGGCCUCGCACAACUACUGUUCCAUAUGGUGCAAAAAUGUGAAUCUCCUGCUUGUCUGGCAGGUGAGAUAGUAGCUGGUCCAAUAUAAUUGGAAGCGAUGAGAUUGUACCAUGGAUCUAAAAUGCAUCGAUGCAGAGGCUCUUCUUUUGUAGUUUAUUUUUAUUUAUUUUUCCUGUUCCCUCCUGAUAUCAGGGGUUGCAGGGAUGUGUAUUACGUUGUUUGGUGAGUUGAGAAGGACUUGAUGGAUUCAUUUCUGCUCUCAUCUGAGCAUUAUACAGAUGUGAACCAUCAUUUUGAGUUUGAGUCGAGACUUUGCAGGAAAAUGUCAAAGUUUUGCAAAUGUUGAGUAGAGAGAAUUAAUAAGGUCACUAAACUUGUCUGUUCUGGUGCUCAUCUCCUUUAAUGAGUUAUUCCUGAGGAAUCUUUCAUAA